CGAACAAUAAUGACCCUUAAAAUAAGAUUCUUUAUUUGUGGAUAAGUGAUGAUUAGUAAUAGAGUAUGCAUAAGAUUUUUAUUUUCUACUUUUUCAUCAUCCGUUGGGGUAAAAUCAGGGAGGAUUUGGCACCGUCUGCAUAAAGCAAUAAAUAGCAGAGGCAAUAAAUUAGAAUUCGCCGGAGGAAAGAUUAAAGCAGUCAAAAUUAACGCAAAAUUUUUCUUUUUAAAAAAAGGCACAGCAGAUCGAGAGAGCAAUCAUGGGAAUUGGAAGAGAAACAAACGCAACACCGCAUCUCAUCAUCCUUCUUGUUCCAGUUCUGGCUUUCUUGUCCUGUGCCAAACAAUGCAAUUCAAAGGUUCUUCCGCGAAACCAAGAUCACAAUCAGCACGGCCGUGGCCUCACCGCCGACGCCAACCCUACCUGUAACGUUGAUAAGGUCGUCGACGUCAUGAAUUUUGGCGCCAAAGCCGAUGGAAAGCACGACGAUGUCAUGGCAUUUAUGCAAGCUUGGCAAGAGGUAUGCAAAAAAAGCGCUCAGCCGGCGAAGCUUUUGGUCCCGGAAGGCACCUAUAUGUCAUCUCCGGUCAUUUUCCAAGGCCCAUGCCUGAGCACCCAGCCGGUGAUCGUUGAAGUCAAAGGAACCAUCUUGGCCAACGAGGACUUGAGCGCCUACGACGAGGACUUCUGGUUCUUGUUUGAGAAAAUCAACGGCGUCAUCCUCACCGGCGGCGGAACUUUCGACGGCCGUGGCGCUUCCGCUUGGAAAUACAACGAUGGCGGCAGCAAUUUCCCCACGUCGAUCAAGAUGAACGAUGUGGAUAAUGGAGUGGUCCACGACUUGUGUUCCGUGAACAGCAAGUUUUUCCACUUCCACGUGACGGAUUCGAGCAACUUCACGGCUUACAACCUCCGUAUAACGGCGCCGUGUGACAGCCCCAACACCGACGGAAUGCAUAUUAGCAGCACCUGUGGAGUCCAGGUCUCCAACAGCGUUAUCGCCACCGGCGACGACUGCAUCUCCGUAGGCCCCGGCGUUACGAAUGCCAACAUCUUCGGGAUCACCUGCGGCCCCGGCCACGGCAUUAGUAUUGGUAGUCUUGGGAAAAGAGACGAAGAGAAAGACGUAUGUGGGGUGACGUUUAGCAAUUGCACACUCAGCAACACGACGAAUGGUGUGAGGAUCAAAACGUAUGCAUCACCAAUUCAAAUCAAGGCCUCGGAUAUUACUUUCCAGGACAUCACCAUGAACAACGUCCAGAAUCCUAUUGUUAUAGAUCAAAACUACGGCUCCAGGAAGAAGAAGAAAGGGGAUUCGCACGUUCAGAUCAGCAACGUGCACUACAAGAACAUCCGAGGAACGACGCCGUCCAACGUGCCGAUCACUUUGGCAUGCAGCGCCGCGGCACCGUGUGAAGGGAUCGAGUUCUGCGACGUCAACCUGGAUUUCGUCAGCGAUGAUUUGCAGUCAAAGAAGCAUCCCAACACCACCUUUACAGCUUGUUGUACGAAUGCUAAGACUACGUUUUCUGGCCAGAACAAAGUACCUAUCUGCGAGUAGUAGUGGAACUUUUGAAUUCUAAAUUUCUGACUACAACUUGCUCUCUGUGAGAGAUGAAUUAAAGACGAAGCUAAGAGUGUUUGGAGCUGAAACUAGCUGAUGGGUAUAUUGAUUUGAUUUUUAUUUGAAUUUAUUUUUGUUAGGAUUUGCAAGAUAUGUAAUUAUUUGAGAAUAUGUGGGUAUAAAGAAGGGUUAUGGAA
This is a messenger RNA of Linum trigynum, 1761 nucleotides long. NCBI's taxonomy places the organism in Eukaryota, Viridiplantae, Streptophyta, Magnoliopsida, Malpighiales, Linaceae. The record is from the annotation of a GenBank genome assembly.